GUCCACAUUGCAAAGAUUUACUUUAAUACUCUCUUCAGAGUCAUGCUGAAACUUAGAAUAGAUAGUUGUCAUAUUUCUAAUGCGUUCACAGCAUAAAAAGGAUUUUUUUCCCUGUUUACACCUUGUAAAAGGAAUGUUUUGUCUGAUCGUUGCAGUGUGCGCAAUGCUGUCAGCCCCUGUAUGUUCUGACUCGGGGUCACAUUCCUUGUGGGUCUUUGCCACUUAUUUGACUGGAGACAGUUCAGCCCUAUUUCCAGAGUUCACUGCAGUUAUGAUGCUGGAUGAUCUCAUCAUUGGUCACUAUAAUUCACAAGAGAGAAGUUUUGUCCAGGAGAUACCACAAGAAUCGGUUAAUGCCACUGAGCAACUGACCAUAAUAACAGUUUGUAAAGACAUGCACGAGGCCAUGAAAACUAAAGCACACUAUUUAAUUAAUUACCUAAACCAUACAAAAGGCCUUCAUGUGCAGCAGAGACUGGUUGGCUGUGACAUUUUCCAUGAUAAGCCUGGUCGAAUGAUGACCCUGGAAGCCUUCAAUCGUGAGAGUGGCUUUGAGAGACACUAUAACAUUCAGGGAGACCAGCACACUCAGUGGAAAUGGCCUGAGUUAAAGAGUAGAGCACAGCUGGAAUAUGACGCAUGGCUCUUUGCCCACUUUUACCGUCCUCUGUGCAUCAGCCAACUCAAGAAAUAUCUAAAAAAGGAGAAGAACCGUGUGAUGGCAAGAGUAAAGCCCAGAGUGAGAGUGAUUAAACACUCUUACAGUGACACAGGUGUGGUUCGGAUUACCUGCCUGGCAACUGGUUUUUACCCACGUCACAUCAACCUGACACUUCUCCAAGAUGGCCAACCAGUAAAUGAGGAGCAGGUUACAGGAGGAGAACUGCUGCCCAACGCUGAUGGAACGUACCAGAUGAGGAAGAGUAUGGAACUAAGUGCCGAAAAGCAAAGAGGAAGACACACCUACACAUGUACUGCUACUCACCUAAGCCUGGAUAACAAACUUGAUAUCUGUUUAGAGCCGGGUCCUGACCCUGCUGUUGUAGUUCCCUUGGUGCUUGUGAUGCUGUGUGUGAUUGGAGCUGUGGUUGCCUUUAAAAUAUGGAGGAAGAGAUACAAACAGACUGAUCAGGCCAGCUACAUACCUGCCUCAGCCAUUGACCAGACAGCAGAAAUUGCAGGACACCAACAGAUGUGACCACUUAGAAGUUUCUAAUUUGACUUGUUCUAAACAGUGUUGGGUGUAAUCCAAUGACAAAGUAAUUAGUUACUGAUAUUGAAUUACUUUUUUAGUAAAAACAUAAAAAAAAGUAGUAUAAUGCAUUACAUUUGAAAUUCUUGUAAUCAGAUUACAGUUACUGACUUAAAAAAUACUUUUUAAAUACAUUUUAGGAUUAUGCUUAUUUCUAUUAUGUAGAAUCUUAUGUAUGUUAUCUUAUGUAGAAUACAUGAAUUAUGGUCCUGUAAUGAGUCAUUGUGAAGGAGAAAUGUGAUUACAGAGUGUAUGACAUUUGUGUAACAAUGUCAAUUUCUAUGAAAGAAAUAUAGACAUUAUUUUGAAUUAUUUUGAGCUUAAAAGUGUUUUAUAAUGUAAACUAAAAAUAAAGUAAUCAGUAAUAUGAUUACUUUUCCAGUUAAAUAAUUAGUAAAGUAAUCUGAUUAAAAUUCUGAUUAAAGUUAUUUGUUGUAGAUUUGUGUAAAUAACACACAAAUUAUUUUAUUUACAUUUACAGAAAUAAUUUUUUAUUGACAAAAUGACAGAAAAGACUGAAAAGCUCUUAUCACACUCCGACUCCCACACUCCGAAUCCCUCAACACUGCAGUGAAUAGGCAUUGUCAGAUUCAUCAGCCAAUCAGACUGAUUUAUUUGUUCUUGUGGGUGUGGUCUUUAGGAUAUGUCCCAAUCCAGGCCUUCUAGCUGGCCAUGAGUGACGCAAUCACGCUUUAAGUGAGGUACGUAAUUUGAAAGCGAAGCGCGCAAGAUCUUGCUGACGAGUCGGCUGUCAUCACCGCUGGUAUUGCAGUUGAGAAAGAGAUCCUUAUGGAUUUAAAAACCUGAGAUGUUGUGUAUGAUCGUGCGAUUGAUAAAUUAAACAGGACAGGAGGACUGAUUUUCACUUAAAGCAAAUAGGUAGUGCUUUAUGCAUUGUUAUAGCAACAUCAGGAGUUUUCUAAGUGUAAAUUGAGCUGCUUCAGCAUUCAGUAUCGGAUCAAAUUUUGAAAAGUAACCCUGACGAAUUUUUUUUUAUUGCAAGCAAAAUUUAAAUCGCAAAUAUUAUUAAAGAGCUUUUUUCUUGGUAUUAGACCUCCUUGGUUCUGGCUUUUGUGCAUGAACGUGUUUUUAAAAUGUUAAUUGGUAUUAUUAGUUGACUGCUACUUAAUGUAUGAUUAACCAACCAACAACUGGCUGACGACUUCAAUGUGUUCUACUGUAGAUUUUAAAGGCACAUUCUCACACCCCACACCCGCUCAGACCUUCAUUUCACAGAAGCACCAACACCUCCUGCAACCCCCCUCCUGCUACUCAAACUGCACCUAAGAUCUGUAAAGAAGAGGUGUGCCAUGCUUCCGAAAACAAAAGACAAGAAAAGCACAGGGCCCAGAUGGUGUUUUACCCACUUAUCUUAGAUCCUGUGCUAACCAGCUGACCCACAUCUUUACACUGAUCUUCAAUAGGUCACUGAAGCAGUGUGAAUCCAAAUGGUGCUUCAAAUGCUCAAUCAUCAUUCCUGUCCCAAAGAAACCCAAAAUCACAGGACAUAACGACUAUUGACCCGUCAUCCUGACUUCUGUGGUCAUGAAAUAAUUUAAGAGACUGGUGUUGGCCCACCUGAAGGACAUCACUGUACCCUUUCUACGUAGAUCCCCUUCAAUUUGCUUAUCAACCAAACAGGUCUCGCAAUCGUGCUAUAUGGCCCUAAAUAAGCACUGCUGUGAUUACCUACGGCACUCGGCCUGCGGCCGAAUCACAGCAUUGCUGAUUUAGGGCCAUAUAGCACGAUUGCGAGUGUGAUAUUGCUUAUAUACAACAGUUCAAAGAACAAGUAAAUGUAAAAAAAAAAUAGGAAAAACUGGAACUACUUUAUUAAUGACAGUUAAAAACAAAUUAUGCAUCCAAGCCUUUGUUAGUAAUUCAAAAAUGUCACAUUAGAAAUAGUAUCACGGCUUGUGCUAUUUCGAACAAGUUAUUGGAUUAACCAAGAUGGAUGGAUGUGUGUGAGAGAGAGAUAGAGAGAGAGACUGAGCAUGUGUGAUGACCUGUUGCCACACCCAAGCAGAGAUGCUGUCAGCUUUCUGAAGGUCAGUUUUCUCAGUGGUAAAAUAGCAUCAAGCAGGUUUAUUCCUCUCUAUUUCAUGGUAACCGGUGCGCAGGAGUCAUUAACUAUAGAAACCACAAUGUCCUCCACCAUUUUAAACAGUAUGUAUCCAAUGUGGAAACUCCAGCAAGUGGUAAGCACCUUGAGUUCUGUAAUCAAUCAGUUUGUCUCUCAGCUGUGAUGAGCCGUAAUACUGAUGUUGUUCGUUUAAAUCACAGAGCUCCAUUCUAUGUAAACCAUGACUAACGAUUCACUUCAUGUUACCAACUGGCUCAUAUUACACACAAAAAUGAUCUUUUGUCACCACUUGCUGACAAACAUAUGUAAUGUAAAAAAAACAUAGCCUACAUUAGCUCUUAACAGAUCUGCGCUGCUCUUACACUUUAGUUUAGGAUAACGAAUGCAAGAGGAGUGAUACACGGUGAAGCGUCCGAGUGCUGAUGGUGUCAGAUCAUCAGCGCUCAUGGAACGUCUCUCGUCCAUCAGAUUUGAGGACCGGAACUAACUGUUGUGUUAUAUAUAUAUAUAUAUAUAUACAUACACACACAUUGUCUUAUUGUGUUAUUCUAUAUAUAUACUUUAUUUUCUAUCCAGUCUUUAUUCUUAUUCUAUUUCUAUUUAUUUAUUUGUAAUAUUUUAUUUUAUUUAUUAUUUUUAUUAUCUCUGUCUUGUUGCUGUAUUGUAUUGUUGUGCACUGGAAGCUCCUGUCAUCCAGAAAAAAGAAAAAUUAAUUGAUUGUGAAAGCAUA
Molecule: messenger RNA, 4065 nt
Organism: Xyrauchen texanus (razorback sucker)
Lineage: Eukaryota; Metazoa; Chordata; Actinopteri; Cypriniformes; Catostomidae
Product: major histocompatibility complex class I-related gene protein
Exons: 7
Coding region: 80-1198 (372 amino acids)
Biological process (GO): immune response
Cellular component (GO): external side of plasma membrane
Source: RefSeq, a predicted model, not a curated record